Molecule: messenger RNA, 3479 nt
Organism: Geodia barretti
Lineage: Eukaryota; Metazoa; Porifera; Demospongiae; Tetractinellida; Geodiidae
Source: the annotation of a GenBank genome assembly
GUGCACAGAGAGACAGGGCGUGCGUCCGCGUAGCAUCAGCAAGAAAGACGAUGGCUGGGGAAGAGCCGAGGAAGAGGAACGUCAUUGCCUCUACGGACCUGACUAAGUGGCGACUGAAGAACGAGAAAGGGAGACAGACCUGGUGGUAUGACGCCAGCGGAGAAUUCGGGCGGGAGUCGAACUUUGCAGAGCUCCACUCGCUUGGGCUGGACACAAGUAUUGAGGCACCAGCUCUGACUCCUGCCGCCAACGCGAGAGAGGCUGCAGGUAACGGGAUGACGUUCUACUCGAAGCUGCAGACAGAAGACGGCCAUUGGGCAGGAGAUUACGGGGGUCCUCUCUUUCUAAUGGCAGGUCUUGUCAUAGUGUGUCAUGUGACCAACACUCCACUGGAAGAGGCCCAGAAGAAGGAGAUGAUCCGCUACCUCAGAAAUGUCCAGAGAGAUGACGGAGGAUGGGGACUGCAUAUAGCUGGGAAAUCCACCGUAUUUGGAACAGCUCUCAACUACGCCACUCUUCGUCUGUUGGGAGUUGAUCGUGAUGACAGAGACAUUGUCCGCGCCAGGGGCCUCCUCCACCGUCUUGGGGGUGCCACAGGGAUUCCGUCCUGGGGCAAGUUCUGGCUUGCAGUGCUGGGUGUCUACGACUGGACCGGUCUCAAUACACUCCUACCUGAAUUAUGGAUCUUGCCAUCUUGGCUACCCAUCCAUCCCUCUACCUGGUGGUGCCAUUGCAGACAGGUCUACCUCCCGAUGGGCUACUGUUAUGCCAGGAGAGUGAAGGCCCCGGAGUCUAAGAUCAUUACUGAGCUGAGAGAAGAGCUCUACACUGCUCCAUAUGCCAGCAUCGACUGGCCAGCUCAGAGGAACAAUGUGGCUCCUGGUGACAUCUACACGCCUCAUAGCACCGCUCUUGACCUCACACUUAGGAUUGCCAAUGUCUAUGAGAGUGUCCACAGCAGCUACUUGCGGUCCUGGGCAGUCCGAGAGUGUCUGGAGCACAUCAGAGCCGAUGACAGAUUCACGCACUGCAUCAGCAUUGGACCAAUAUCGAAGGUGGUCCAGAUGUUGGUGCGAUGGCAUGCGGACGGUCCCCAGAGUCCUGACUUCAAGGAGCACGUACGUCGUGUCAGAGACUACCUCUGGAUGGGUAGAGAUGGAAUGAAAAUGCAGGGAACAAACGGGUCCCAACUUUGGGAUGCAACCUUCGCCACCCAAGCUUUCCUAGAGGCUUCAGCAGCGACAGACAAGCGGUUCUCCCAGUGCCUCACUGCAGCCCACGAUUUCUUCAAAGUCACCCAAAUCCCUGAUAACCCCCCCGACUACAAGAAGUACUACCGACACAUGAACAAAGGAGCAUUUCCGUUCAGCACUGUUGAGUGUGGCUGGAUAGUAUCCGACUGUACCGCGGAAGGACUGAAAUCUGUCAUGCUUUUGCAAGAGAAAUGCAGAUUCAUCAAGGAUCAUGUCGACCCAAACCAACUCUGCAAUUGUGUGGACGUGCUAUUGAGUAUGCAGAAUAGCAAUGGUGGCUAUGCCUCGUAUGAAACCAAAAGAGGGAGUACAUUGAUGGAGCUGUUGAACCCUGCAGAAGUCUUUGGUGACAUAAUGAUUGACUAUACCUAUGUGGAAUGCACAUCGGCUUCCAUCCAGGCUCUAAAACACUUCACUGAUCAUAACUCCUACAGACAAGAAGACAUCAGGCGAUGCUUGUCGAAGGCAAUCCGAUACAUUCUCAGCAUUCAGAGAGAUGAUGGAUCGUGGGAGGGUUCCUGGGCUGUCUGUUUUACGUAUGGGACUUGGUUUGGGCUGGAGGCCCUGGCCUGUCUCGGCAGGAGCUAUGAACAUGGUACUGCAGGAGUGGAGGUGAAGAAGGCAUGUGAGUUUCUGCUGAGUCGACAGAUGGAAGAUGGAGGAUGGGGAGAGGAUUUUGCUGUAUGACUACCCAUUAAAAUUUUGGACGAUAACCCAGUAAAAUUUUGUCCGCAGUCUUGUGAGGAAAGAAGGUAUGUUCAGAGCAGGACGUCACAGAUUGUCAACACCUGCUGGGCCCUCUUGGGCCUCAUGGCUGUCAGGUACCCAGAUCCAAAGCCAAUCGCAAGGGGAAUACAGAUCAUCAUGGAAAGACAACUCCCAAAUGGGGACUGGCCUCAGGAUGGGGUCAAAGGCGUGUUUAAUAAGACGUGCGCUAUAAGCUAUACCAGCUACCGCAAUGUUUUUCCCAUUUGGACUCUCGGGAGAUUCGCAAGACUCCAUCCUAAAAUACAGUAACAGAUGUUUAAUAAUGUGCAUUACCUUUUGUGUGAUUAUUAACUAGAGUAUAAUUAUACAGUCGCCAUGUGAGUGUCUGAUUUGAUUAAUGGAGUACUUUCUGUUUGUUUUCCAUGUAACUCAUGAAUAAUAUUAUGAUAGGGUGUGUCUAUAUUUAGCAGAAAUUGAGCAUGUUGAGUCUAUAUUUUACCAUAGUCUUAUUUUAACAUCAGUCUAAGUCUGUCUGCAGUUGUCCCAGUGAACUCCCCUACCCACUGUCUACCACUGGUGUCUGUGAAUAUUCCCCUCCCUGCCAACCUGGGAAACAUACACAUUCACAUACAGAGGCAAUACUGUUUUCCUCAAUUCGCCAACAUUAAUGGCACGCCAACAUUUCUGGAUCUACAGUAUACAUACAGCACAAACAUCGUGUAAUGUACGAGUGAAGCGAACCUGCAUACUCAUCUGAAUGUGGGUUUUUUCCCCUUUUUUCCUUUUCUGUAAUGUUCAACCAGCACUGCACGCACCGUAAUUUUAUACGUGAUUCUGAAAUUCUGUCCUUUGAUGGAGUCUAUGGGACUAAUACAUACGUAGCUUGCCGUGCAGAAUGAGAUCAUAACCCAAUAUGACGUGCACUACAGACUGAAGCAGGUCAGAUGCACCCCUGUAUAUACCCAAUCGCAGGCACUCUGGGGUACAGUUCCUUUUUCCUUGCCAGUCUAUUAUGCUUGUAGUAGUAAAUACUGUAGUGGUAGUGAGCGAGAGGUGAGGUCAUAAGUAGGUACCUGUUGUGAGUGAAAGGUCCCGUGUAUUUGGACCCGUCUGGCCAUCGGUAUGUACCUUCUCCGUGAUACUCUCCCCCAACUAUAUCUCCCUGUGUUGAGUAACCAUUUCACAACUCCAUACCGAUUCAGAGGACUACAAGACCUUAUAAACUGCUCCUGAGGGAUGCUGGAUCUCCCCUGAACACACAAUAUGAAAUGAAAGUUUAUAAUAUACUUCUAUGUGACUUCACUUCUCACUCUCUAUCUGCUCCUUGAUAGCUAUCUACAUACCUUUCCCGUUAAGGGUGUCAGCCUGCCACUCUCCUGAAUAUACAUUUCCAGUUGCAGAGGUGUGCAUGCCUCGUCCGCUGCGAACUAUGUGUCCAGGUCCCUUCUCCUCAUACUCACCGUCUAUUCAGUCCAUAGCUGAACUUGCACAUACACUAUGUCAGAGGGCAUAUUUUAC